GCCCUGCAGGACCAGGCAGUCUGCAUUCUGAGGUUAAACGAUUCGAUGACAACGUCUGAUUUGAAGAUGCUUCUCUCUUCUCUGAUCGUCUCUCCCAGGUUCAUCCUGGAGCUCUGCAUUAGCACCAUAAACUGCAUUUUUUCGAGCGUAUUUUCAAAAGUUUGCUCCUGGUCCAAAGGAGCCUGCAGGGCAACAAAGUCACUCGUUUCCGACGCGAACAGCCAGUCGGAGCAACGCACAGACGAGAAUGUGACGACCCCAACCAGCGUCAACUAUCAUUUUACUCGCAAAUGCAAUUAUAAAUGCGGAUUUUGUUUUCAUACCGCAAAAACGUCCUUCGUUCUUCCUUUGGAGGAAGCCAAGAGAGGGCUCAAACUUCUUAAAGAAGCAGGCAUGGAAAAGAUCAACUUUUCUGGAGGGGAGCCGUUUUUGCACGAAAAGGGAGAUUUCCUGGGAAAAAUGGUUCAGUACUGCAAAAUUGACCUGCAGCUUCCCAGUGUCAGCAUUGUCAGCAAUGGAAGCAUGAUCAAAGAAACGUGGUUCCAGAAAUAUGGAGACUUUUUGGACAUCCUGGCUAUCUCUUGUGACAGUUUUGAUGAAGAAACCAACCAGACGAUUGGCAGAUCUCAGGGCAGAAAAAGUCACAUUGAGAACCUCUACAAGAUUUGCAGCUGGUGCCAGCAAUAUAAAGUGGCCUUCAAAAUCAAUUCCGUUAUCAACAGCUUCAAUGUUCAUGAAGACCUAACCGAACAGAUCAACCAGCUCAAUCCUGUGCGCUGGAAGGUUUUCCAGUGUCUGCUGAUUGAUGGAGAGAAUGCUGGAGAGACAGCCCUGAGAGAGGCUGAGAAGUUUGUCAUCAGUGACCUGCAGUUUCAGGAGUUUCUGGACAGGCACAGUGCCGUCUCCUGUCUUGUUCCAGAGUCUAACGAGAAGAUGAGGAACUCUUACCUGAUCCUGGAUGAGUAUAUGCGUUUCCUGGACUGUCGAGAGGGAAGAAAGGACCCAUCCAGAUCCAUCCUUGAUGUUGGCGUGAAGGACGCCAUCAGCUUCAGUGGCUUUGAUGAGAAGAUGUUUCUGAAGAGAGGAGGGAAAUAUGUGUGGAGCAAAGCUGAUAUGAAGCUGGAGUGGUGAAAUUCUGUGCUGACAAUUAUUUCUAUGUAAGCUUUUUUCUGUUUGCUUUUUUUGACUUUGCUGAUUGUGACUUUUAAAAGUGUUACAAUGUUCAAAUAUGAUUAUUGUAAUUAUUUUAGUGUUAAAAUAAGCUUUGUAUAUAUUGCAAUUUUAUUUUAUUGUAUAUUAUAAAGUUUUUACCAAAAUACAAAUUUUAUUUUUUCCAACUGGAUCCCAUCAUUCUGCUUUUUCUAUGACAUUUAAGAAUAUUGUUCUGUAUUAUUCUAGAUUUUAUUAUUAUGUUUACUAUCUAGGGUCCCAACUUUAGCGAUUUUAUAAAAUUCAUUUCUUUUAUCCUUCUCCAUAUACAAUAUACAUAUAAAUCCAGUGUUUCCUACCUAAUCUGCACAAUUGAGUUUCACAGUUUCUCAUUCUUUAUAAUUUAUUGAUUUCUCUCCCUUUUAAGUCCUCAUUUUUUUAUUACCAAUAAUUAUUGGUUUUAUCUGUUUGUGUGGUUUAAUGUCUGUCUUUCUGUUUUUAACUUCUAAAAAGAACUUUGUAUUACACUUUACCAUGCAAGUGUUCUGUAAAUAUAGGUUGAUUGAUGAA
Girardinichthys multiradiatus is the source of this 1719-nucleotide messenger RNA. RefSeq names its product radical S-adenosyl methionine domain containing 2 (gene rsad2). The transcript is spliced from 6 exons. Lineage: Eukaryota; Metazoa; Chordata; Actinopteri; Cyprinodontiformes; Goodeidae. The record is from RefSeq and is a predicted model, not a curated record. Gene Ontology annotation, biological process: positive regulation of immune response; defense response to virus. Bases 46 to 1131 code for a protein of 361 amino acids. Gene Ontology annotation, cellular component: endoplasmic reticulum membrane; endoplasmic reticulum; lipid droplet. Gene Ontology annotation, molecular function: catalytic activity; 4 iron, 4 sulfur cluster binding.